Messenger RNA from Labeo rohita (rohu), 2096 nucleotides. RefSeq names its product sphingosine 1-phosphate receptor 3. The record is from RefSeq and is a predicted model, not a curated record. Gene Ontology annotation, cellular component: membrane. Gene Ontology annotation, molecular function: sphingosine-1-phosphate receptor activity. Gene Ontology annotation, biological process: G protein-coupled receptor signaling pathway. Bases 339 to 1385 code for a protein of 348 amino acids. Lineage: Eukaryota; Metazoa; Chordata; Actinopteri; Cypriniformes; Cyprinidae. The transcript is spliced from 2 exons.
AGCAGCAGACAUGCGGGUGUAGAGAAAGGACUUUGUUCCAUUACGCGCAGACGGUGCGUCUUGCACGCGCGAUCACUUUCCUGAGCUCUGAACGUCUGCACAUUAAAGAUGGAAAUAUAACAGCUCCUAUUUAAACAAAACUCCACACGAAUGGGUCUCAGUGAAGAAACUCUGCGGUUCGAGAUAUGUGAUGGCAGAUGUGUGCCACCGACAUGACAGUACAGGGUGAUGAUUGACCGAUAAACCCUGAGGAAAGCAGUCGACCCGCUCGCCAACACCCAUCCGUGACCGUCCUACCUGUCCGAUCCGCUCCUGUUUGGUCCGCUGGAAGUGCUGCAAUGAUCAACCAACACAUUUCCCUGCAUUACAACUACACGGGGAAACUAGACAAUCGCAAUGACACCGAAGGCGCCCCGUUGGACGCCAAAACGGUGGUGUUUUUGGUCGUUUGCGGCUUCAUCGUCCUGGAGAACUUAAUCGUGCUAGUUGCCAUCUGGCAAAACCACAAGUUUCAUAAUAGGAUGUACUUUUUUAUCGCCAACCUGGCUUUGUGCGACUUGUUAGCCGGCGUGACUUAUACGGUCAACCUGCUGAUGUCAGGACAGUGGACGUUGCAUUUGUCUUCAGCCGAGUGGUUUGUCCGCGAAGGGAGUAUGUUUGUAGCAUUAAGCGCGUCUAUAUUCAGCCUACUGGCGAUCGCGAUCGAACGCCACCUUACGAUGAUCAAAAUGAGGCCUUACGACGCAAGCAAAAACUACAGGGUGUUUCUGCUGAUAGGAAUGUGCUGGUUGAUCGCGACCACGUUGGGAGCGUUGCCUAUUUUAGGCUGGAACUGUUUGGAGGCUCUUCCUCAAUGCUCGACCAUCUUACCUCUUUACAGCAAGAGCUACGUUGCAUUUUGCAUCACCAUCUUCAUCUCGCUCCUUCUGGCCAUCUCCGUCCUCUACGCCCGCAUUUACGUCCUGGUCAAGAGCAGCAGCCGCAAGGUGACCAAGCACAGCAACUGCGAGCGCUCCAUGGCCCUCCUGCGCACCGUCAGCAUCGUGGUGGGCGUCUUCAUCGCCUGCUGGACGCCCAUCUUCGUGCUGCUUCUCGUCGACGUGGCCUGCGAGGCCAAAAAGUGCCCGAUUCUGUUCGAAGCCGAUUGGUUCAUCGCAUUGGCCGUCUUGAAUUCCGCCAUGAAUCCUGUUAUCUACACGCUGGCCAGCAGGGAGAUGCGCCGGGCGUUUUACAGGCUCGUUUGCGGGUGUUUGGUGCGGGACGGCUCGGUGGGGUGCAAGCAGAAUACGGAUCCCAGUCGGAGCAAAUCUAGUUCUAACUCCCAGCGGGCGGCCGAGCAGGACGACCCAGACGCCAACACACAGGAUCAAGCUAACAAAAGCUGAAGCACUUAGUGCGUUUGCUAAAAUGCACACUACAGCAUUAGUGCAUGCUAUAGAAGUUUAGUGUGCACUUUUGAAGUGUGCAAUAAAGCAUCAGCACAUGUUAAGUGCAUAUUGAACAGCGGAAAGCAGUUUGAGAUCCCAACUAAUCUGUUCUUACACUGCAGAAAAUGUUUUUUACUCAGUAUUUUUGUCUUGUUUUUCAGUGCAAUUUUUUGUUUUACAUUUUUGUAAAUCAAGAUAUAUUUACUCGAGAAGAAAAAAAGACUUCUGAUAGUCUUGUUUUUUGAAAAAAUGUACCAAAAUUAAGUGAGGUUAUGUUUAAAACAUAUUUUUUGCUUGUUUUUCAGUGCAUUUUUUUUUGUUUUACAUUUUUGUAAAUCAAGAUAUAUUUAUUUGAGAAGCAAAAUGACCUUUGAUAAUCUUGUUUUUUUUGUUUUUUUUUUAAAGUACCAAAAUUAAGUGAAAUUAUGUUUAAAACAUAUUUUUGUCUUGUUUUUCAGUGCAAUUUUUUGUUUUACAUUUUUGUAAAUCAAGAUAUAUUUAUUUGAGAAGCAAAAUGACCUUUGAUAAUCUUGUUUUUUUUUUGCUUUUUUUAAAGCACCAAAAUUAAGUGAAAUUAUGUUUAAAACACAUUUUUGUCUUGUUUUUCAGUGCAAUUUUUUGUUUUACAUUUUCGUAAAUCAAGAUAUAUUUACUAUAUAUCUACUAUAU